AUGAUUCCUUACAACUCCCCACCGUCUACGGGUAGUAGCAGCAGUAGCGUCAACAACAGCAACUCCAACGGCAACAGCAACAAUACUAACAGUUUAAAUAACACAAGCAGUAAUAGUAACAGUAAUAGCAACAAUAAUAAUGGUAGUAGUAAUACUAGCUCUAACGGAGGAAAUGGCAGCGUUCCAUUUUAUCCUUGGAUGAGUGUCGUUGGACCGAACUCAUCACAGAGACGCCGGGGUAGGCAAACGUACAGCAGAUAUCAGACGCUGGAACUAGAGAAAGAGUUUCAGUUUAAUAGAUAUCUAACCAGAAAAAGGAGAAUCGAGAUCGCCCAUUGUCUCUGCCUGACGGAGCGGCAAAUCAAAAUCUGGUUCCAAAACAGAAGAAUGAAGGUGAAGAAGGAGAAGCAGCAGAUCAAGGAGCUGAACGAAGUCGGCAAGGUGAAAGACAUCAACAACGACAAUGACGCGAAUGACGACGACGAGAACAACAACAACAACGAAAGUUCGGAAGAGUCGGAAAAUGAGUGGGAUGGUAGGACGGAGAAGGAGAAUGAACAUUAA
Molecule: messenger RNA, 564 nt
Organism: Helobdella robusta
Lineage: Eukaryota; Metazoa; Annelida; Clitellata; Rhynchobdellida; Glossiphoniidae
Exons: 3
Coding region: 1-564 (187 amino acids)
Biological process (GO): anterior/posterior pattern specification; regulation of transcription by RNA polymerase II
Cellular component (GO): nucleus
Molecular function (GO): DNA-binding transcription factor activity, RNA polymerase II-specific; RNA polymerase II cis-regulatory region sequence-specific DNA binding
Source: RefSeq, a predicted model, not a curated record